GCGUAAUUGACCACGAGAACUAUGCAACAAACUUGUUACCCGUUCCAGAAGAAGCUGUAUUAUCUGGAACGGAUGAGCGUUGAGCGUCGCAGACAAUGCAACGCCAACCCUUUUUCUUACGGCGUUGUCCCAUGACUUGCUGCGACAUCGCUGAGAAGCAAUUAAGCGCCUCACAUUGAGCGCUCUCCUGGAAAUAUUACGAGAUAUGCUCUCCCUAUGCCGCUCGGCAUCGCGGGAUGCAACCUCUCCGUGCCUCACUAUGCAAGCUAACUCCCUCCGGUGAGCACGCGGUUGCUAACGACCACCACCAUGGCCGCGCCCAGGACUCCCUCAGCGAGACAGAACGCCUCUGAGCCCUUUCGCGUGGCUAUCGUCGGCAGCGGCCUCGCAGGGCUCUCUGUCGUGCUCGGUGUUCACAAGGACUGCAUUGACCCAGAUUCGUUGCAAAUCGAUAUCUACGACGCCGCCGCUGUUCUGUCAGAGAUUGGCGCUGGUAUCACCCUCUGGCCUAGGACAGUAGCGCUGCUUCGCGACCUUGGUGUCUUGGAUAGUUUGGACGUGUCUCCCGGCGAAGAAGUUGCAUUUCGCAUGCGCAAAGGCGAUCAACCAGAGGGAGUCGACUUUUACGACGUUAGGUUUCCGGAAGGCGCACCUCUCCGCCUCCUCCGCGCAGAGUUGCAGUCACGGAUGAUCUCUCGACUGCGCAAGGGCCUGAACUUUCACCUUUCUCGACGUGUCACAGGGCUUGAGCAGGUAGACGAUGAGGUCCUUCUCACAUUCGCCGACGGGAGCACCACGACCUGCGACCUCGUUAUUGGUGCUGACGGGGUGCAUUCGACCGUCCGCGGGCUCAUCGUUGAGAAUGAAUGUUUGCGACUCAAGACGCAGGGCGCUCUGGCAACCGAGGUCGACGCAUUGGCCUCGUCCGCGAAGACGCAGUGGUGCGGAAGAUACGCGUAUCGGGGAAUGGUAGACGCCUCAGCCCUUCCGCCUGACCAUCCUUCGUUGGAAGUACCUAUGCGGUAUGUGGGCGCGGAUGGGCAAGUCAUCACGUAUCCUAUACCUUCGAAACCUGUUGUGAACGUACUUGUGAUGGUUCGUCAGGAACCCAUUGACGUGCCACGCACAACGGACGCACCCCGUGGGGAGGCGGAGGCCGCCUUCGUGGGGUGGGAGCCUGCGGUGGCGCAGCUUCUGCAGGCGAUGAAUACGGGCUCACCGACUUUAUCGCGAUGGGCACUGGUGACGGUACGGCCACCGCCUAGCUACGUUUUUGGACAUGUCGUGCUCAUUGGGGAUGCGGCGCAUGGGAUGCUCCCCUACCUCGGUGCAGGUGCAGGCAUGGCCAUCGAUGACGGCUACACGAUUGGGCGUUUGGUCGGUAACUGGGCCAAUGAAGGCAGAAGGACGCCUCUGACAAGCAUUCUUGGGGCGUACGAGUCCCUCCGCGGACCGCUCACUCGCGAGAUGCAUUCCCGUUCAUUUGCAAGCGCGGAGGCGUUGGAACUGGGCGGGGAAUAUGAGGCACUGAGGGACCGGGAAGUUAGGAAAGGGACGCCUGACCUAUUGCUUCUACUGAGGAAGCUGGGUGAGAGUACGGCAGAGGAGCACAUGUGGGCGGCGGGGAGGUGUGCGCCAUAGGGAAAACAGCGAAUGCUUGUAUAAUUCUGGACUGCAAUUCAAUGUUAUUGCCUCGAUGCCUACACCGAAGAUUCAUUUCGCGCUAGGCGCGGAUGCAGC
Schizophyllum commune H4-8 is the source of this 1740-nucleotide messenger RNA. Its product is annotated as FAD/NAD(P)-binding domain-containing protein. The coding region runs from base 310 to 1641 and encodes 443 amino acids. The record is from RefSeq and is a predicted model, not a curated record. Gene Ontology annotation, molecular function: FAD binding; monooxygenase activity. Lineage: Eukaryota; Fungi; Basidiomycota; Agaricomycetes; Agaricales; Schizophyllaceae. The transcript is spliced from 11 exons.